AUGUCUGCUCUUCAGUCAACGCCUUCCAAGCAGGCGACUGCUGCAAUUGACACUCUCAAGAUGACCGACUCACCUGCAAAGAAGCUCAAUCUCUCGUUGGCAGAAAAGGAAAAUGUCUACAGGCCCAUUGUCGGCAUACCAGAUUUUGAAGAGGACGCGUCGGACCACAAGCCAUCUACUGCGCCAACGAUCCGACCAGAGGAGGCACACGAGCCUCUACUACAGGAGAACCCUCAACGCUUUGUCUUGUUUCCCAUCAAGUACCAUGAUGUCUGGCAAAUGUACAAGAAGGCCGAAGCAUCCUUCUGGACCGCAGAGGAGAUCGAUCUCUCCAAGGACCUUCAUGACUGGAACAAGAGAUUGAAUGAUGACGAGCGCUUCUUCAUCUCCCACGUCCUUGCCUUUUUCGCCGCCUCCGAUGGCAUUGUCAACGAGAACUUGGUUGAGCGCUUCUCUGGCGAGGUGCAAAUACCGGAGGCGCGAUGCUUCUACGGUUUCCAGAUCAUGAUGGAGAACGUCCACUCGGAAACAUACUCGCUCCUCAUCGACACAUACAUCAGCGAGCCUAGGCAGCGCAAGUACCUGUUCAAUGCCAUUGACAACAUUCCCUGCAUUCGUAAGAAGGCCGACUGGGCCCUGCGCUGGAUCUCGGACAAGAACUCCACCUUUGCCAAUCGCCUGGUUGCCUUUGCUGCCGUGGAGGGCAUCUUCUUCAGUGGCUCCUUUGCUUCCAUCUUCUGGCUCAAGAAGCGUGGUCUGAUGCCUGGUCUCACCUUCUCCAACGAACUCAUCUCACGUGAUGAAGGCAUGCACACCGACUUUGCUUGCCUCCUCUUCUCACUCCUCAACACACGCCCCUCCAAGGAAUCCGUCCAAGCCAUCAUCACCGAGGCCGUCGAGAUCGAGAAGGAGUUUCUCUCCGAUGCGCUGCCUUGCGCACUCCUCGGUAUGAACGCUACUCUCAUGUGCCAGUACAUUGAGUUUGUCGCCGACCGCUUGCUCCUGUCGCUCGGCAACACCAAGUUCUACAACGCGACCAACCCCUUUGACUUCAUGGAGAACAUUUCGCUAGCCGGCAAGACCAACUUUUUUGAGAAGCGCGUCGGUGACUACCAGAAGGCAGGUGUCAUGGCGAGCACCAAGAAACACGAAGAGAAUGCUGAUGGUUCGCUUGUUGCGGCGCCCGUGCCCAUGGGUCAGAGUGGUGAUUUUUGCUUUGAAGAGGACUUUUAG
Plenodomus lingam JN3 is the source of this 1233-nucleotide messenger RNA. RefSeq names its product Ribonucleotide-diphosphate reductase (RNR), small subunit (gene RNR2). Gene Ontology annotation, biological process: deoxyribonucleotide biosynthetic process. Gene Ontology annotation, molecular function: oxidoreductase activity. Lineage: Eukaryota; Fungi; Ascomycota; Dothideomycetes; Pleosporales; Leptosphaeriaceae. The record is from RefSeq and is a predicted model, not a curated record.